AGAUAGGAGCAGAGAGCCUGAUUAUUAAAACCUUUAAAUAACAAAGGGAGCCCUGCAUGGAGAGGUCUGCAGGAGCUCUGCAGCAGAGAGGACCACAGAGGGUCUGGUCUGGAGGCAGGAGGAGGAGGUCCCGGGUUUCACAGAGGAGGCAGGACUUUCUGGCUCUGCGGUGCGCUCCGACACCACAGGUCCUCUUUAAUAGCAGUGAGGGAGGAGAGGAGGCCGGUUCACGCUGCUCAGAUAGAGAGAGUUGGUGUGUGUGAGAGAGUGUGCGUGUAGUCCUUUAGCUGGGUCUCGGACAGUCUGCACCCAGCAUCCAUGCGCCACACGGACUCCUGGACUCGGAGCGCGGAUUCAGAAGAACACAGUCCCUCCUCGGGUUAUCAGAGAGGACUCACAGCUGCUGGGAACUCCUCCAGCUCUUUAAAAACCCCAGAGUGUGUGUGUUUCUCUGCGCUCAGAUCACACAGGACACUUUAGUUCUCCUCUCAGACCUCCAACCCGCCUCUGCUCCUCUCUGGAUUCUGCAGGAUUUGGGACUGAAUCAGAGGUUUAAGUUCAUCCUCAGAGUCCUGAUCCUCUGUUCCUCUGCUCCUGACAUGAGCAGCCGAGCUGUCUGCUGCCUGUCGGCGCGUCUUUGUCAUUGUAAUGUCGGUGUGAUCUCCGCGCGCCUGCCUGAGUGUCUCUUUGCAUUUCAGAGCAAACAGACUCACUGAGGAGUUCUUCCUCUCCUGCGUGGAAUACAAAGAGAGGACACGCGCAGGGACGUGGAUCUUGUUGGAUUGAUUUGUUUUUAUUUCUUCCUCUUUUUUUUUUUUUUUUCUCGCCUCCUUCUGAUUCCUUGUUCCUGAGGAUGUUGCUCCGCUGCUCGAGUCCUCCCUCCUGGUCCACCUGUAGGUUCUUCUUCUGGUUUCUGCUGCUGGUCCUGACGCCCCGGUCCUCCUCUGCGUUAAUUACAGGUACGGAGGCGAGCUGUGAGAACGAGGGAGAAGUCCUCCACAUCCCCAACAUCACCGACAACCCCUGCAUCACCUGCGUCUGUCUGGAGGGGAAGGCUGACUGCAAACAGGAGAAAUGUCCGCUGGUCUCUGAGGACUGUGCUCUGGUGGUGAAGCAGACUGGAGCCUGCUGUGAGAGGUGUAAAGGUUGCAUGUUGGAUGGACGAUCAUAUAACAGCUCAGUGUCCUGGACCAGCUCCACCAAACCCUGCAUGAGCAGACGCUGUCAGGAAGGUGUCAUCACCGAGUCGGAGGUCCAGUGUGUCGUCCACUGCAGGAAUCCAAAAAUCCACCCCAAGAAGUGCUGCCCCACCUGCCCCACCUGUAUCUUUGAGGGUCGCCUGUACAAAGAGAAGGAGGAGUUCAGUCCAGAGGGCAAACCCUGCAUCAAAUGUACCUGCACUGGAGGGCGGACUCUCUGCAUGAAGGAGGUGUGUCCUGUCCUUUCCUGCCCCGCCCACCUCAGCCACACUCCAGCUGGACAGUGCUGCCCCAGAUGUCUGGGUCAGAGGAAGGUGUUCGAUCUGUCUCUGGGAAGCUGCUUGUUCCACAGUGAAGUUUAUGAAAACGGCAACUCCUUCCAACACGACAACUGCACCACCUGCACCUGCAAGGACUCCACGGUGGUGUGCAGGAGGCGAUGCUCUCGACCGGGGAGCUGUCAGGGCGACCACUGCUGCCCUGAGUGUCUGUCGUUUGUGAAGGUGGAGGAGGUGAAGUACUGCAGAGUCCGCAACAAGAUCUACAGGGAAGGAGACAUGUGGUCGUCAGUGAACUGCACUCUCUGCGCCUGCAUUCAAGGAAACAUCGAGUGUCGACCCAAACAGUGUGUGCCAAUCACCAGCUGCCCCUCGAAUAAGAUCCUGAACAGGACCGGCUGCUGUCCAGUCUGCACUGAAAAGCCCGGUGUGUGCACGGUCUUUGGAGACCCUCACUACAACACCUUCGAUGGCAGGACCUUUAACUUUCAGGGAACCUGUCAGUACGUGCUGACUCGUGACUGCGGUGGCGCCUCCUCUGGUGGACCUGGGAAUAACAUCAACAUCAACGGCCAAGACUCCAACUUCAUGGUGUUGGUAAAGAACGAUGCCCGGCGCACUCGCUCCUUCUCCUGGACUCAGUCUGUUGAGAUCCGGCUGGGAGGUCUUGUCCUCAGUCUCCAUCAGCACUUGACAGUCCGGAGAAACGGCACCCGUAUCGCCCUCCCCUACCACGGUCCAGGAGUGCACAUCGACCUGGACGGCUACCUGCUUAAACUCACCACUAUUGCAGGUCUGGAGAUCACAUGGGACGGUGACAGUUUCGUGGAGGUCGUAGCCGCCCCCCAUCUUCGCGGUCGCCUCUGCGGCCUUUGUGGGAACUACAACGGCCACAAGCGAGACGACACCAUGGGAGGCGACGGACACUUCAAGUUCGACGUGGAUGAGUUUGCCGAGUCCUGGCGGGUCGAGGGGAACGAAGUGUGCUCCCAGCAGCACCCGCCUCGCCGACCCACUUCCUUCCUGUGCCCCGGCAGCGUCAAAGUGAAGUUCCGCGCCCACCGAGAGUGCCAGAAGAUAAAGUCGUGGGAGUUUCAGAAGUGCCACCGUGUGGUAGACUUCGCUCCCUUUUACAGGUCGUGUGUCACUGAUAUGUGUGAGUGUCCGGUCCAUAAAAACUGCUACUGUGAGUCCUUCAUCGCCUACAGUCGGGCCUGUGAGAGGGAAGGAGUGCCCGUCAUCUGGAGGCCUGACACCGCCUGUAUGGCCACUCAGUGUAAACACGGAGCGGUGUACGACACAUGCGGACCGGGCUGCACCAAAACCUGCGACAACUGGAAUGAGAUCGGACCGUGCCACAAGCCCUGUGUGGCCGGCUGUCACUGCCCCGCUAACCUAGUGCUGUUUCAGGGACGCUGCAUCAAACCCACAUCCUGCCCCGGACGGUGACCCUUGUGAUCCAGGAGGGAGGGGGGUCGACUGACAGUCAGGUGCAACCAUUCACAGUAUCAGAGUCAGGGGGCCAAACGAGGACACAGGUCUUUAAAGUGGACUGAUAUGAAGAGGUACUCAGGGUCUGAAUCCUCGUGAGGGAACGCUGCAGAGGGUGGAGAUGCUCGCCUCUGCUUCUUGUAGUACCAUUCACCGCCACUGGGGGCGCUGCUUCAGGAAGAACUGAACUCCUCAGAGAAACUCAGGGGCCCUCUUUGGAGAUUUCGCACUCUGCCAUGUGAGGAACGUUUACCCACGCUGCCAUAGACUUCCAGGAAACAACUGUGUGCCUGUGGACUCCUGUUUGAGCCAACAUGGCGUCCGAGUUUCCUCCAAAAACAUUGAAAAGUGGGAAACUGAACUUCUGCUUGUGGAAUACGGCGAUUCAAAGCAGAGGAACUCUGAUCUCUAUUCCAUCAUUUCAUACUGUAAGCUAGCCAGAUUUAUAUGAAAGACAGACAGCUUUUAUAUUAUUAUUGAUCUAAUUAUUAUUAAUAUUAUUAUUAUUAUUGUUGUUGAUGUUGUUAAUUUAUAUACCGGUCAGAUGAUAUGUCGUAGCAGAGCCAGAAUCAUGAAUAUAAAUGAGUUAUAAGUGAUUGAAAGGGAAACAGAAGCUAUUUAUGUAUGUGUCUUGGUGUACUUUGUGUUACUGUUUGAAGAGAAAUGUGACUCAGUCGUUGCACCGCCGCAGGGAAAAAGUACUGUAUUGUGUUCUGCUCCGUGUACAGGUUGUUGUGGUUCGUAUCAAACUGAAGGUGUUCAUCUUAGCAUAUGUUUCACUUGACAUUAAUUAUUUAAGACCAGCAAUAUAAUCUUUUAUGGAAGUUCA
Molecule: messenger RNA, 3797 nt
Organism: Notolabrus celidotus (New Zealand spotty)
Lineage: Eukaryota; Metazoa; Chordata; Actinopteri; Labriformes; Labridae
Gene: bmper
Product: BMP binding endothelial regulator
Exons: 16
Coding region: 854-2926 (690 amino acids)
Molecular function (GO): protein binding
Source: RefSeq, a predicted model, not a curated record